Knipowitschia caucasica is the source of this 942-nucleotide messenger RNA. NCBI's taxonomy places the organism in Eukaryota, Metazoa, Chordata, Actinopteri, Gobiiformes, Gobiidae. The record is from the annotation of a GenBank genome assembly.
AUGGAGGAAAGUGAGCAGGACAGCGUCAUCGAGGAUGAUUCCGCAGACACCGAAAGACAAGAAACACGGCACCCAUGGCCUUACCUGAAAGAACUUUUCGUUGUUGUUGGCUAUAAGAAGGAUUCGUGGCGGAUGCAGUGCAACCUGUGCUUGCCCAAAAAACACGAACUUUUGGCAUUCAAGAAUUCACCGUCCAAUCUGAAGAAGCACAUUCAGCUCCUGAGGCCCAAUGACACAAGGUGGAAUUCCAUGUACCUGGCUGUUGAGAGAAUAAUAAGAAUCAUGAGAGAACAAGGAGAAGGAGCCAUCACAGCUGUGUGUACUACACUUAAAUUGCCCAUGCUCUCUCCUGCUGAGAUUGCCUUUCUCAGUGAAUAUGUCAAGAUAAUGUGUCCUGUUGCAAAGGCAAUUGAUGUUCUUCAAGGAGAGACCAAUGUGCAGAUGGGUUGGCUCAUUCCCACUAUUACUCUUCUCAAGACUAAACUACAACACCUUCGACUCUCCUCCAAGUGCUGUGUGCCGCUCAUAGAUGCUCUUCAAUCUGGACUUCAGAAGCGCUUUGGUGAGAUGCUCAAGGAUCCUGAGCUCAUUGCAGCUUCCAUUCUGGUGCCCAAAUUCAGAAGAUGCUGGACCACAGAUGAGGGCCUUCUACAACUCGGCCUUGACUACAUCAAAAGCCAUCUCAAAGAGCUACCUGUGACUGUCAGUGACUCCACGCCUUCUUCAGAGGAAGAUGACUUUUUUUCACCUAUCAAGCAAGGGAACUUGCAAGAAAACACCAAACAGCUUGAGUCAUACCUGGCCUGUCCCAAUGACACCAUGGAAAUCUUGAAGUCAUUUCCUGCAAGAAUGGAGAGCAGAGAGGCUGGGUGGCCCGCAAAAGCAGAGGCGAGUGGGCGCUCUAAGGAGAAGGAGUCACUUGUGCAUGUGGUGCUGAUCUAG